CUUGCCCCUCCCUCACGAUUUAGAAAGCCGGGUAUUUGUGUUCAUCACGCACCUCAGACGAUAAUAUUUAUCUUGAAGAUAUAUUAAUCAUUUAUUUAUUUUAUUUCAUAUUCUAAACUGGAAUAGACCUUGCGCGGUCGAUUAAAGUUCGUCUUGAGAAUCAAUACCCAUCGAGCCUAGAUGAGAAGGGAUUUCUACAGGCUUCUAGACCGGAUCCCUCAAGUAGACCUUCCCUACAUCCAUCUAUACACGACGGAUUUUGACCUCAACAUUGGAAUACACCUCAAGCAGAAUUCGCAUUUCGGAUUAUAGAAUGCUUCUAUCAAAAUUCAACACAUUUGCUCACAUUUCCACCGUGGACAUGCCGGCGAAAAUCCAGCUUCAAGUUAAGGAGAAAGAGCCGUUCGAGAAGGCGUAUCAGGUCGGUUCUGUGCUGGGAAGCGGCGGUUUCGGAACGGUGUAUGCGGGUUUAAGGAUCGCCGAUGGCGCGCCGGUUGCCAUCAAGCAUGUUGCUAAAGAUCGUGUGACUGAAUGGGGAGAGCUGCCCAAUGGCGCGCGCGUCCCGAUGGAGAUCGUCCUGUUAAAGAAGGUCGGCACCGGAUUCCGUGGCGUGAUCAAGAUGCUGGACUGGUACGACCGACCGGACAGCUUCAUUAUCGUCAUGGAAAGACCGGAGACCGUCAAGGACUUGUUUGAUUUCAUCACGGAGAAGGGCGCGUUAGCGGAGGAGCUCGCCAGGAACUUUUUCCGCCAGGUUCUGGAAGCGGUGCGUCAUUGCCACAACAACGGCGUCGUUCACCGUGACAUCAAAGACGAGAAUAUUCUUAUCGAUCUACGAACCGGUGAUCUGAAGCUCAUCGACUUUGGAUCGGGGGCAUUACUCAAAGACACCGUCUACACCGAUUUCGACGGUACACGUGUUUACAGUCCACCAGAGUGGAUCAAAUAUCAUCGCUACCACGGUAGAUCUGCGACCGUGUGGUCUCUGGGCAUCCUGCUGUACGACAUGGUUUGUGGGGACAUCCCAUUCGAGCAGGACGAAGAGAUCGUACGUGGGCAGGUGCUGUUCAGGCGGAGAAUCUCAGCAGAGUGCCAGCAGCUUAUCAAGUGGUGCCUGGCCCUCCGCCCUGCAGAACGCCCUUCUUUCGAGGAUAUAAUCAACCACCCUUGGAUGCAGAACACGGUGCCCCCUACGGACAACACUGAGAUCAGACUGCACAGCAUCAACCAUGAGCAUCAGCCCGCUGCUUUCCCGGCAGUCACUGUGUGUAAAUGACUGUCUGAAUGCAUACAUAGAGACUUUCCAUUACAGCAGCAAACCACCCAGGGGACCUGCGGACUGAGCAGUGCAAAAAAAAAACACA
Messenger RNA from Sinocyclocheilus anshuiensis, 1364 nucleotides. RefSeq names its product serine/threonine-protein kinase pim-1-like. Bases 314 to 1276 code for a protein of 320 amino acids. The record is from RefSeq and is a predicted model, not a curated record. Gene Ontology annotation, molecular function: protein serine/threonine kinase activity; ATP binding. NCBI's taxonomy places the organism in Eukaryota, Metazoa, Chordata, Actinopteri, Cypriniformes, Cyprinidae. Gene Ontology annotation, biological process: protein autophosphorylation; negative regulation of apoptotic process. Gene Ontology annotation, cellular component: cytoplasm. The transcript is spliced from 6 exons.